AUGGGACUGCGUAAACUCCUGCUAGUACAUUUUCUCGUAAUUCUUGUCUCUCGCAGCAAUGCUGAAUUAUAUUCCAUAGAGAUUCCGAAGAACAUCACAUUAACAAUGAAAAUUAUCAAACUUGAACUUGAAAGUACGAAAAAUGAACUUUUAACAACAAUCGACGAUCUUGAACAACGCAGCGGUAUCAGCGAUAUUACCAAUCAUCUGAUUGAAUUCCAAUCAAAUGUCAAACAAAUUUUGUCUGGUAAUNGACAAUAA
Molecule: messenger RNA, 261 nt
Organism: Adineta ricciae
Lineage: Eukaryota; Metazoa; Rotifera; Eurotatoria; Adinetida; Adinetidae
Source: the annotation of a GenBank genome assembly